CUUCUAAACCUUGUUCCUAUCAGAACACACUAUUUUAAAAUGAUGGAUUACCAGCAUGGCAUAGAUUCCUCAACGAGAAGGACAAGGAGAAAGACCCAUUGGGAUUUCAGUGGCUGGAUUGCAAUCUUUUUUAAGACUAUGCUAGGGAAAAUUUAACCAUUUGGACCCACUCCACCAUUGUUUGUUUCGUCGUUCUAUAUAUGUUUUUAAGGGGUGUUUGAUUCCUUGGGGAGGAGGGAAUUUUUAAUGAAGUUCCAGAGCUUGGGUAGUGUACCUUUUGGGUUUGUAGGAUAGGACCACUUUCCCAACUGGUUUGGGGUUUGGGGAAGGCACUAGUCGUACAAAAGUGUAAGGUCAGUCGACAAAAGUAUUUAUAGAGCCAAUAAAGUACGAGAGGACAUCAAAAGGAAGAUAAAUGAUAACGUCCUGUGUAGAAGGAAAAAAAAAGUUGUGCUAGCUAGUGCCAGGUGUUUAUAACUUAGGAUAAGUCAUCCAUUACAUCCAUUUGAACUCUGCAAUUGUCAUUCCUCUGCAAGAGAAACCAUCCCCUUUUGAUUGAAGAGUUGGGAUCUCUGUCUGCAUCCAAUCUGCAGCUGACAUUAAUAAGAAGAGUAGCAAUCAUGGGCAGAGCACCAUGCUGUGAUAAAGCCAAUGUGAAAAAAGGACCAUGGUCCCCUGAAGAGGACUCCAAACUCAAGGCCUACAUAGAGAAGCAUGGAACUGGAGGCAAUUGGAUUGCCCUACCUCAGAAAGUUGGUUUGAAAAGAUGUGGAAAGAGUUGCAGACUUAGAUGGUUGAAUUACUUGAGGCCAAAUAUCAAGCAUGGAGGAUUCUCAGAAGAAGAAGACAAUAUCAUUUGUGGCCUGUAUAUCAGUAUUGGAAGCAGAUGGUCUAUUAUUGCAGCCCAGUUGCCAGGCAGAACUGAUAAUGAUAUUAAAAACUACUGGAACACAAGAUUAAAGAAGAAACUGCUUGGAAAACGCAAGGAUCAACACACCCGUCGUCUUGCUGCUGCUGCAGCAAUGGCUGCAGCAAAACAUGCUCAAAUGAAUGACCUAAAAAGGUAUGUCCCUUCAGAAGCCAACAAUAGCACAAGCGUAUAUGCAACACAGCCUGCAGCAGUAGAGCAGCAAAUGAACAUGAAUGUGAGUGGCCCUUAUGCUAAUUUCAGUCAUGGGAUAACUCCCCAGUUGUUUGAACAAACCACUUGUGCUGAAGCACCCACCAUUGCUGAUACCAGGCCAAGCAUUCAAUCAUCUAGAUUUCAGCUAAACCUUCAACAAGCCUUUGAUCAUCAAAUUUUAAUGCCUGAUAACAAUACUUCUUUUAGGAAGCUCAUAGAGAGGCUUGAGGCUUCUCUUAUUGAUCGAUCAAACAAUAUGAAUUUCAUGACCACCUCUCAAAUGCACACAUCCAACUGCAUAACUAGCAAUAAUAUUAACAAUACCUCUCUGCAAAUACCACAUUCUACUGAGUAUGACACAGCCUACCCUCCAUUGGAUUAUGGAAGAUGCAUUGAAAAUGAAGUAAAAUUAGAAAGCCCAUCACUAUUACCUGCAGCUGCAUUGCCUCAUAAUGACACUUCACUAGUGUUUUCUGCAUCCUCUAUCAGCUCUGGUUCUCCUGAACCAAACUAUCAGUCAGCUUGGACAAAUACUCUCAAUGUUGAGAACAACAACACCAUGAACAUGGAAGCAUGUGAAUUCUCAAUGGAUAUGAAUGAUCUUCUGUACUGCACGUACAACAACAGUAGCUCAGUAUUCCCACAGCAGAAACAAGAAUACAACAAUGGGUAUGGGCCAUCUCUUGGCAAUGGCACAAUGAAUACGUCUGCAUGGACCACUGAUAUGAAGUCCUCCUCUAGCAGCAGUAUUUAUCCUUACACUUUGCCAUCCGAAAAUGGCCUGCAUGAAGGUAUUUAUGAUCAGGAGGGUGCAAUGUUUGAAUUAUAGCAGGAAGUACCAGCAAAAAUAAAGCUUUUUUUGAGUGUGUGUACAUACUGUAAGUAUGUUUCGAAAUCCAUAGAUAUUAUAAAAAUAAAUCUGACUUGGGUUGAUGCCAAUCGGCUUGUAACAGUACCAUAUUUUCUUUGAAUCUCCUGUAGUAGUCUACAUUAUAUUCCUUCCUCCACGAAUUUACUUGUUUGAGCUCAGACAACA
This is a messenger RNA of Cryptomeria japonica (Japanese cedar), 2159 nucleotides long. Its product is annotated as transcription factor RAX3. Bases 621 to 1952 code for a protein of 443 amino acids. NCBI's taxonomy places the organism in Eukaryota, Viridiplantae, Streptophyta, Pinopsida, Cupressales, Cupressaceae. The record is from RefSeq and is a predicted model, not a curated record. The transcript is spliced from 3 exons.